Knipowitschia caucasica is the source of this 237-nucleotide messenger RNA. The record is from the annotation of a GenBank genome assembly. Lineage: Eukaryota; Metazoa; Chordata; Actinopteri; Gobiiformes; Gobiidae.
AUGACAUCAUAUUACCAUUAUUCUCAGUUUCAUAUUUAUAACUGGCAACCCCCAUGGCUGUGUGGCCCCUCCCUCCACCUGCACAGACUCUGCUCCAGACAAAACUUUAGCUCCACUCAGCUCUGGCAGCACCCACAGCUCUGUCCCACUGCUCCACUGAGGAAGAACAUCCAUGUGUCAUCAGAACAUGUCAAGAUUCCAAGAUGGAAAAAUCAAGAGUGCUCGUGGCUGACUUAA